UAAACAGAUUUGUAUCUCGGUUUUGAUGGAUCAGUUAGUAUUUCUAGAAGAAAACUGCGAAAUAAAAAAGGUUUCUAUACAAGGACUUGAUUUUGGGCGUUCAGUUUGUAUGGCAUAUGGUAUACGCUCUAGCGGUCCGACAUCGGCGUUACCGAAAAAUGAGCAGCUACUUAAGAGGAAAAGGAUGUGUGCAAAAUUUCAAAUCAAUAUCUUAAAACCUGAGUGACCAGUUCGCGUAUAAACAGACGGACGAACACACGUCGACUCAGCUCGUCAAGCUGAUCAUUAUUAUUAUACUUUAUAUACUGUUCAGGGUAUAGAAACACAUAAAGGUGGUGCGCGAUGUACGCCAAACACGCUAGAUGUCGCUGAGCGCCAAUGAACUGGAGAGUCGGUCGCCAGUUUGAAUAUAAGUAUGUCUCUAAAUACUCACGAAAUCGCUAUAAUGAAGCAACGCAAUCACUUUUAAACGAAAUAUUUAUAAACUGGAAAAAAAAAUUUGAAAAACGACCGCAUGCUGGACAAUCGAAGACAGCUCAUCCCCUUCACAAGUGUCAGUCUUUUUUCUCACUUUCUAUACUUAAAAGUGAUGACUGUUUGAUAAAUCCAAUAUUUCCACUACAGUAUUAAAGGAAUUUUCUGUUAAAAGCGACACGCAGAUGCGCAACUCGAUCCCUAGAUACAUCACAUGACCUACUCAUAUCACCGAACAGCAUUUGAUAAUCAUGUGCUACUUUACUAACUUAAUUUUAAACAAGUCUCCGUUCCUGCCGAUUUAUAUAAUAAAAAUUAUGCAAAGCAGUCAGCUGUUAAUAGUUUAGUCUGUCUUAAGUAUACGGAACAGACCCAGUUUGGUAAACAACUAAGCACUCACAUCUCAGCAGUAUAAAUUAAAACCAAUUAAGCGACGUAAGGAAGAAUAAAGUGUAUCCAGCAUUCCACGCUUCCACGUACAACUUCUUCUGUAAGACUUACAUCAUUCUAGACCAUCAGCUGUUCGCGCCUUCAAAUACAUUUUCUUCAUACGCGUCAUUUCAAAAGUCUCACACUCUUAACCUCCUCUUUCUUAACAAUCGCUUUGAAAUACUUUUCAUAUCAUACGACUUGCCGCAUACGCUUCCGGUCAAGUUCAAGAACCCAAAAUCGAAACCUGCUCCAGUUUGGCGUAAAUUAUAGCUCGUGCGCACAAUAUGCGAUAAUAGCGCAUGAAUAACAUUACAAGUGAAUGCAUUUCGACUCGUUUUCUUUUCAUGUACGCUUUCGUAUUUUUAUUUUGCGCUUAAUUUGCAAGCGCUACCACCUGUGCAGCUGCGCGCGCUGCUUACACAAUCGCUGUGGCGAGCAGCGCUUAAAACUUAGCGUAAACAAAGGCAACAGUGGCUGAAAAAGUGAUUUAAAGUGGCGCAAAUGCGAGCGGCCACUUUAGUAUUGCGGCGUUAAGCGCGCGUUGUGCAACGGUACUUUCACACGAAACAUUUUCACGCGUCUAAAAAAAACAAAAACAAAAAAAUGGAACGUUGGGUAGACAAGGUCGCUGUGGUGACAGGCGCUAGCUCAGGCAUUGGCUGGGCCAUCGCGCAGGACCUGCUUAAAUCCGGUAUGAUUGUGAUUGGCUUGGCGCGCCGCCUGCAGCAAAUGGAGGAACUCAAGGAGGAGCUAGAUGCCAGCAUACGCGAGCGCUUUUAUCCGCGCUCCUGCGAUAUGACUGUGCUGCCGUCGGUAAAGAGCAACUUUCACUGGAUCGAACAGCGUUUCCAUCGACUGCAUGUGCUCGUCAACAAUGCAGGCAUGGUGGAGAUGACCAAAGUGCUGGAGGAGGGCAACGAGGCCAUACUGCAGCGUGUGAUUGAUGUGAAUCUCAUGGGCACGGUGAAUUGCACCAAGCAGGCGUAUAGACUGAUGCAGACCACCAUGGCGCAGGGCGAGGCGUGUCAUAUAAUAACGGUGAAUAGUCUGUUGGGGCAUACCGUGCCGCAACAUAUACCCGAAUGUGGACUGAAUUUGUAUCCGGUGGCGAAGCAUGCGCUGUACACUCUUGACGAGGUUUUGCGGCGUGAACUCUUUCCGCACAAGCUGAUGCGUUUGUCGACCAUUAGUCCCGGCCUGACGCGUACCGACUUUGGCGGCGCGCCUACUGAGGAUGAGAAGAAGAAAUGGGAGGAAAUGAUAGAACCAGAUGAAAUUUUGCUGCCUGAGGACGUGGCGCGUGGUGUGAAUUUCAUACUCGCCUCACCGCCCCACGUGACUAUAGCGAAUUUGCUGAUGGUGCCGGCGCGGGAGAAAUAUUGAGCGGCAACAUUUCUUUUAGUCUGAAUAUUUUCUAGGUUAAAUAAUUCAUAAAAAAAAAUUAAAUAAAAUAUCUUUUUGAAAAUAUAAAAUUAAA
This is a messenger RNA of Bactrocera oleae (olive fruit fly), 2383 nucleotides long. RefSeq names its product farnesol dehydrogenase. The record is from RefSeq and is a predicted model, not a curated record. NCBI's taxonomy places the organism in Eukaryota, Metazoa, Arthropoda, Insecta, Diptera, Tephritidae.